Molecule: messenger RNA, 716 nt
Organism: Ceratosolen solmsi marchali
Lineage: Eukaryota; Metazoa; Arthropoda; Insecta; Hymenoptera; Agaonidae
Gene: RpS11
Product: ribosomal protein S11
Exons: 5
Coding region: 80-544 (154 amino acids)
Biological process (GO): translation
Cellular component (GO): ribosome; cytosolic small ribosomal subunit
Molecular function (GO): structural constituent of ribosome
Source: RefSeq, a predicted model, not a curated record
CACUGCGCAUCAAAGUUUAUUACAUUCCCUUUCGAGCGCCGGAAUAUCCGGUUUUUAUUUCUUCUCUCAACGCGAUAAGAUGGCUGACCAGAAUGUCAAGUCGUUUCAAAAGCAACCAACAAUCUUUCUUAAUCGAAAGAAAGGAUUAAGUAAAAGGCGUAAGCCUAUGAGGUACAGCCGUAAUAUAGGACUUGGGUUUAAAACUCCUCGUGAAGCCAUUGAAGGUACAUAUAUUGAUAAGAAGUGUCCGUUUACUGGUAAUGUUUCUAUACGUGGUAGAAUAUUAACAGGAGUUGUUCAGAAGCUUAAAAUGCAACGGACAAUCGUUAUUAGAAGAGAUUAUUUACAUUAUAUACGAAAAUACAAUCGUUUUGAGAAACGACAUCGUAAUAUGAGUGUUCACCUCAGUCCUUGUUUUAGAGAUGUUGAAAUUGGAGAUGUCGUUACAAUUGGAGAGUGCAGACCUUUGAGCAAAACAGUACGAUUCAAUGUAUUAAAAGUAUCGAAGGGAACUGGAGCAAAAAAGAGCUUCAAAAAGUUCUAGGUUACACCACAUAAAGCAAACUACCCUUACAUCUGGAGAGAAGAUUCAUAUAGAAAUAUUCAUUAUUACAUAAAUGUAUGUAAAAAUGGCUUACAAAAUGAAUCAAUGAUUAAUGUAAUAAUUAAUAGUUGCAUUAAUAAGCAAAUGGAAUAAAAUGGACUUUCAUACUGUA